AUCGCGGAAUCGGCUUGUGCGCUCUUCAUUGCAACGACAUGCUAACUAUAAGUAUACCAUGAAUUCAAAUUUACUUCACACCACAAAAUCAGACCAAUAAUUAGUCACUAACAUCUAAAUCCAAAUCAACCUAUGCAUAUAUAAAUUUUAUAUUUAUAAUAUUUAGAUCUGCAUUCCAUUUUUAUGAAUUUUAAUCAAUUUGGUAAAUCAAUGCCAUUUUAAAUCUUCUUUGCUACAUAUUCGUGCUGAAAUUCUAUUCCCUCUCUCUUAGUGUAAAAAAAGCUUUGAAACUGUAACUUCUGCAUCCAUUUCUUCUACUGCGUCGGAGAAGAUUCAGAUAUCUUGGUAUGAUGAUGCAAAGGCUAAAAGGAAUCCAACAAAUGGAUCAUCCCUAUGUGUGCAGAUGCAGGGGUGUGAUACGGGUGGUCUAAUUGUUUAAAUGGCAAAAUCCAAGAAGAUGCGGUCGGAAGUUGGCUCCCACGGCCAUGGAGCUAUCCUGCAUAAGUUAUCAUCUCGGCGUAAGAAGGCUUGUGGAGACACGCACCAUGAAAAGCUACAACCGAGUGCAUCAGAAAAAAAAGAGUGGGACAUCGCUGUAUGUUCCAUCUGCUUAGAGUCUCCUCACAAUGCGGUCCUCCUACUUUGUUCCUCGUAUGAAAAGGGUUGCCGUCCCUAUAUGUGCGCUACGAGCAACCGAUACUCCAACUGUCUUGAGCAGUACAGUAAGGCCUCUGCCAAGGCAACCUCGAACCCCGAAACACAAUCCUGGCAAGGGUCAAUUGCUAGUUUAAAUUUCUCAGAAGAAUCCGGUUGUCCCGAUAUGAAGAGUAAAUUAUCCGAGCUUCUGUGCCCACUUUGUCGUUCGGAGGUGAAAGGUUGGACUGUUCUGGAGCCUGCUCGCCGGUACCUGAAUUCCAAGAAACGAGCCUGCGCACAAGAGAAAUGCUCGUUUGUUGGAACUUACAAGGAGAUCAAGAAACAUGUAAAGGUGGAGCACCCAAAGGCAUGCCCCCGGGACGUAGAUCCUUCGCUGGCGGAGAAGUGGAAAAAGCUCGAGAGGGAGCAAGAUCUAAGCGACGUGUUCAGUACAAUCAGAGCUAGUAUGCCUGGAGCUGUCGUCUUCGGCGACUAUGUGAUAGAGGGGAACCACGGCUUCUCCGGUGGCGGCGACGAUGAUGACGGGCUCUUCGACGGCACAUUCUUCAGGUUUCCAACUCGCGGUGGUGGUGGGUGGAACGACUCCCCAUUCGCUCCCGAGGGCGAUUACGACCCUCUCGGCGAGGGGUUCUUCCGCAGGCUACAGGCUAGACUUGCCUCAAGAACCACCGGCCGUAACAUCUCCCGGAUCGUGCGUCCACACGCCCGCCUCUUGUUCACGAGGCAGGCGAGGAGGUCGAGAGACCGCAGGUAAGCUCAGCUCGGCUCGGACAUCAAACUCCGACCGUUUUGAGAUUGUUUUAAAAUUAUAAUCUGGGCACAGCUAUGCCUUGGGGGAUUUGCUUUAUGUUGAGCAAAAUUUGACAAUUUAGAUCCCGAAAUAGUUAGCACAGGAUUUGUCAUAAAAUAAGAAACACACGCACAACUUUUUUGAUCAAUGUUGGUGCUGUUGCUCCUCAUUUGUACUGUACUACUUUCUACUCCAUUUUUCUUGCCUUUA
Salvia hispanica is the source of this 1657-nucleotide messenger RNA. RefSeq lists its product as uncharacterized. Lineage: Eukaryota; Viridiplantae; Streptophyta; Magnoliopsida; Lamiales; Lamiaceae. The record is from RefSeq and is a predicted model, not a curated record.